Cavia porcellus (domestic guinea pig) is the source of this 7932-nucleotide messenger RNA. RefSeq names its product chromosome unknown C17orf75 homolog (gene CUNH17orf75). Gene Ontology annotation, cellular component: trans-Golgi network. The coding region runs from base 3533 to 4723 and encodes 396 amino acids. The record is from RefSeq and is a predicted model, not a curated record. The transcript is spliced from 12 exons. Lineage: Eukaryota; Metazoa; Chordata; Mammalia; Rodentia; Caviidae.
AAAAACUAAUUAGGAGCUGAGGAUAUAGGUCAGUGUCAUAAGUGCCUACGAGGCAGGAAUAAGGUCUUGGAUUUGACUCCCAGUACCAAAACAAAACAAAACAAAAAUUAGAAUUUGUGCAUGUAAGCAGGAAUUCGGAAGCAUUUCAGUUUGCUUCACCAAUUGUGAUAAAUGUAAGGAAGAUGUACACAUGCGUGUGUGUAGAGUGGAAAUAAUAGUAAAAGAGAGCUGAGUGCCAGUCUCAUUUUUAGAGUAAAAUCGUUUCCAAGUAUGUAAAGGAUGUAAUGCUGUUACUAAUUUCCAUAAAGAUGAAUGAGGAGGACCGCAUCCUAUUUUAGAUUGAAGUUUUACAUUCCUCCACCAUACCACAUAAUAGAUUCAUUUGCUUGUGUACUAAUAGUACUGUUCCAUUUCCUUUAAGAUUCUCGAUGGAGUAUUCAGCUUGAGCAGAACCAUAGGGCUCCAAUCAAUCCAUGGCGCUUCCAUAGGAAGUAUUAAGUAAAACUUAGCUGGUAUUGGACCUACAUGCCUCCCAAUAAACCCAGUCAGAUAUUUCAGUUACCCAUUGAUGGCUUGGUGGUAAUUUUGGAGGAGUAAAAUUAACAAAAGUCGAUCCUUUGAAAGCCCAAACUUGAAACAAAAAUAGAAAUAUCUUGCUAUGAUUAGCAGAACUGUGGUUAUCAACUGACUGUUGAUAACCAAGCUUGAGGGCUGAUCUUCAAACAGUGAUUUCCGUGGCCCAUUCAAAUAGGUGGGGCUUUGGUCCCCACUGAAUAAUUUUUAUUCUUGUUCCUUGUUUUCUGGCAUUAAUGGUCCCCGUAUGUCAUAUGACUGUAUGACAGGAAGCCAUCUAGAUUGAUUAACAUUUAUUGGUACAGGAACAUCAGCCCAUUUGAUAAUUUUACCUCCUGGAGGUUUUGGAAUAUAGGCCCAAUAAUGGUAUGUUACAUUUUCUAAAGAGGUUGCACCUACCUUGAUGGUUACAGUAGCCAACUUGGCUAGAAACAUAAUAUCAACUGAGAAUGCCUGUCCAGUGGAAUUUAAUACUUUUUCAGCAUCUUGGGUCAAUUUUUUUAGUUGUCCCCAAGGUGGAGAUUGUGUGUUUUGAGUGCUCUUGAUUGGUGUCUGGAGGUAAUGUUACAAUGAUGUUGCUUUCCUUUCUUCCAUUGGGGGAUCCAGAUCAAAUCUGAUUCUUUCGUAGCUCAUUUCAAGGUUUAAUUCUUCUGGGAGGUAGCCACGCCUUUUCUCCGGAUUCUGCAAUGAUGAAAGCAAACCUUCAACUCCACAUUUGAAAAUAUCUUUUUCCUAUUGUCCAGUAUGAAUGUCUUUCCAAAAAACAGGCUGCCCUAUUGGUUUUAGAGGCCCUUUUAUAAUGCCCCAAAAAUUUUCACUGCUGUAGUAGAUGAGUCUUUCUAAUAUUCAAAAAAUUUAAAGUGGAUAGGGUCUGAUGUAAUAGUUGACAUGGUGAGCCAGGCCUUUAUAUUUUAUUUUGAGACAAGAUCUCAGUAAAUUGCCCAGGCUGGGCUAGAGCUAGAAGUCCUGCUUCAGUUUUCCUGCUUCGGUUUUGAGAACACAGGCCUGCACCACACACCCAGUUUGGGGUGUGUUUUGUAUAGGGAAGUCAGGUUUCUGUAGGGAGACACCAUCUCCCACUCAACAAGCUGGUCUCAGGUCUAGGCCAUCAUAUGAAAAACCUGCUCAAAUUCUUGCAAGAAGAAUUUAAGACAACAUUGUCCCAUUGGUUCCAUCUGCGGGCUUUGGGAACUGUUCUGUGCCUGUGCCCUGGAACUUUGCAAUUAAAAGGCCACCCCCACUUCCCCAGACAGUUUGCCACACCCUGAUCUCCAGCCUCAGGAUUACAGGCAUUUGUUUACAUUUGGUCACCAGGAUAACAUCUCGGUUCAAGAUCUUUAAUUCAAUCAUAUCUGCAAAGUGUCUGUUGCCAUUUAAGUAACAGGCUUUCAGGUUUCACAGCUUAGGAUGUGGGUAUUUUUGCGGCCCUACUACCACAUGUGCCCUAAUUUGUGUAGCCCACCCACCACUGACUAGCAUUCAAAUUGUUUUUGGUUUUUCACCGUUACAAAUCAUGAUACAAGGAAUAUUUCUGGGUUCCUAUAUUUCACAAUUACGUGUUUUUUGGUAUUGUGAUCCAAUUCAUGGGUGCAGUUGGCUAUGGUGGUGUGCACACCUGUAAUCCCACUAUUUGGGAGGCUGAGGUAGGACUGUUGUGAGGUCAAGGCCAGCCUGAACUCAGAAGAAGAGGAGGGGGAGGAGGAGGAAGAAAAAAAAUCCAUGGGUAUGCUAUUACUGAGUUAAAAUCCCAUCCCCUCUUUAUUUUUAUUUUAAGACCAGAGCUCACUAAAUGAGUUGUACUAGUGAAGAAGCCAGUUUGCACUUUUCACAAGCCAGCAGCAGCCAUGCGGGGCCAGGCAGAGAAACAAGAAGUCAGUUCACACACUCUGUGAGUCUGAAGCAUCCAUGAGGAGCUGGGAAGAGAAACAGAAAGCCAAUUCGCCCUUCCCAUAAACUAGCCAGCACACAGGCUGGGAGACAAGAGCCAAGCCUCCACCCCACUCCCACCCAUCAGCAACUGGCAAAUUCAGAGGAUCACUGAAUUGAUAGCAACUGAAGUACAAAAACAACUUAAUACCUGUAUUAAUUAAUUGACUUUAUGGGCUUAAAACCAGUAAUAUGAGCACAUGUUUAGAGGAUAACAGUAUACAAUAGAGAAACUACAGGGGGUUUCCUUCUGUCUUGUUUUUGAAAUCCAGUAUUGUUCUUACUGCUUUUGUUUUGUUCUAUUGUUUUUAUUCCUCUCAAAAUAAAAACAAACAAACAAAUAAAUAGUAACACUUCGUCUAAUGAGAUCUAAAUAGACAUCAGUGACUUUGGUGGAUGACCAAGACCCUCAGAUUCAUCACUUGCUAAAAAAUUUUUUGUUCUUCCAUGAACAUUGUUACAUGAUUUGUUUUCUCAUUGGAUCACUAUUACCUAAGUGACUGUACUCGUAACCUUAUUGGUUGAUCAUAACUUCGUACCCAUGUGAUUUUUGCUCUAUAAAAACUUUAUGAGAUGUUGGAACUGAGAACUCUGGGCAGCCAAGCCAGCACCUCACCUCGCUGGUAAGCGGAGGCAGGUUGGCCCACUGCAGCCCUUCCAGGGGGAGAACUAGCAGUGUCUCCUGAGAUCCACGCCAUGUUGGAACUGAGGACUUUGGGAAGCCAAGCCAGCACCUCCCCUCCCUGAUGAAGUCCAAAGCAAGGUCUCAUCAGUGGAGGACAUCCUGGUUCCUUGAGAAAGCAGUAAUAACAAGAAAAGUGUUUCACCCUGGGGAAAGGACAAACUCCUUGGUAACCUGCCACCUCUCCCCACCAUUCUCAUCAACAGGGUGGCUUCCUGGCCUCGGGACCUCGGAAACCAUCGGAACGCACAUUCGUGAGAGCGCGGACCCGGAGGAACCCGGUUGCUGCGGACUGCACAGCAGCGGGGGAACAGUUUGGCGGCGGCACAGGGACGCCAGAAGGCCACGGCGAUGCUGCCUUCUUUGCAGGAAUCGCUGGAUGGAGACGAAAAGGAGUUAGAGAGCAGCGAAGAGGGUGGUUCCGCGGAGGAGCGGAGAUUCGAGCCGCCACCCAGCAGCCACUACUGUCUCUACGGCUACCGCGGAAGCAGAUUGGCACAGCAGCGAGGGGACAGCGAUGAUGGAAGCCCAAGUGGCACAAAUGUGGAAACUCCCUCUGGUGAGGACUUCAGCCUCUCCUUGGCGGAUACUAAUCUACCAUCUGAAGUGGAGCCAGAGCUGCGCAGUUUCAUUGCUAAGCGUCUUUCAAAGGGAGCGGUCUUUGAAGGGCUGGGUAAUGUUGCAUCUGUGGAGCUGAGAAUUCCAGGUUACCGAGUUGGUUGUUAUUACUGCCUGUUUCAACAAGUAAAACUGCUUCCUGAGACAGCUACAGCGGGCUCUGAACAGAACCCUUCAGAGUAUGUGGUCUGCUUUUUGGGAGGAUCUGAGAAAGGACUCGAGCUUUUCAGGCUUGAAUUGGACAAAUAUAUUCAAGGGCUGAAAAACAGCAUGAAUUGUGAGGAGAAGGGCCUGGAGACUCACAUAAAGUCCUAUCUGAGCAACUGGUUUGAGGACGUUGUAUGCCCAAUCCAAAGAGUUGUUCUUCUCUUUCAGGAGAAACUUACUUUUCUGCUACAUGCUGCUCUGAGUUAUACUCCUGUGGAGGUCAAAGAAUCAGAUGAAAAGACAGAGAGAGACAUUAACAGGUUUCUGAGUGUGGCCAGUCUACACGAACUCAUUCACGAAGGCACCAUGACCUCCCUGGGCCUGGCUGUGUCAGAGGGGCAGCGAAAGGCUGUGGUCAUCGACUGCAGCAGCUCCCCGCCUCAAGUCUACCACGCAGGAAGCAAUCGAUUUUGUGAGGAUUGGAUGCAGGCUUUUUUAAAUGGCACUGAAGGGGGUAAUCCAUUUCUUUUCCGACAAAUACUGGAAAACUUUAAACUAAAGGCCAUUCAAGACACAAACAAUUUGAAGAGAUUUAUCCGGCAGGCAGAAAUGAACCAUUAUGCUUUGUUUAAAUGUUACAUGUUCCUAAAAAACUGUGGUAGUGGAGAUGUUCUUCUGAAGAUUGUUAAAGUGGAACAUGAAGAAAUGCCUGAAGCCAAAAAUGUGGUAGCGGUCCUUGAAGAAUUCAUGAGAGAAGUGCUUGCCCAGAGUUUCUAAUCAUUGUUUGUGAUAACUGUGAAGUUGUAUAUUCAAGUUUUGGUGUCUUGAAAUUGCAGUUGUUUUAAUUGUUCAUAGCAUUGCUAUUUAAGAUUUGUUAAUUUUUUAUUUUUAUUGUUUGAGACAGCGUCUUGCCAUGUAUGUAGUUCAGGCUGGUUUUGAACACUUGAUGAAACCCAGGCUGCCCUUGAACUUGUGGUGAUCCUCCUGCCUCAGCAGCCCAGGUGCUGCGGUUACAACGUGUGUCACCACAUGUGGCAAGGUUAUUUGAAACGUAACACGGUCGUUUUUUUUUUUUUUUUUUAGCUUAAUUAAACAUAAAAAUAUAAAGACCAUCUUCAUCAGGUCAUAGGUAGAUGUGUGUGUUCAGAGUUUAAAUUUUAGUACAGUGUGGUGACUCAACCUUGUAAUCCCAUCUCUAGGGAGGCUGAAGCAAGAGAAUUAUUGCAAGUUCCAGGCCACCCUGGGCUGCAUAGUGAGUUCAAGACCAGCCUGAACUACAUACAUAGUGAGACCCUGUCUCAAAACAAAGGAUCUGAAUUUUAGUAUACUGUUUGUCCCAUAAAUUCUAAAUCUUAGAAAUUUGCUGCCUAAAACUCAUCAGGGGUGACUCUGUGACUUCUCCCAGGAGUUUGCUGCUGCAUUUAGCAACUUUUCUUCCAGAAAAAUCAUAAUACUUCUUUCUAACAAAUUAUAGCUUAUUUAUUUUAUUUAUAUAUAUAGCUUCUUUUAAAAAAAACAUAAUCUUAGAACCAGUGAUAUAGCUCAGUUGCACAAGUGCCUUCCUGGCAAGUGGAAGGCCCUGAGUUCAAUUCCCAGUUCAAAACAAAACAGAAAACAAAAACAAAAAACAGAAUCGUAGUUUUUUUAUUUUUUGGUACCAGGGAUCAAACACAGGAUCUUACACUUAGCAGGCAAGCACUUGAGCCACUAAGCUGAGUCCUCGGCCCACAGUCUUAGUCUUAGGAUAGAUUAGCCCCACUACACCAUUUCCAAAGACAGAUCUGUUCAUGCUGUGGGCAACGACUGAUAGUUGCCUUGGAUGAUGAAGUCAGUUAAUAUGCAAAUAAACCAUGAGCAUAUAAGAAAUUAAAUGAGUGUUAAAAAUAGAUGCACUAGCUUUAAGAUAAAACAUUUUCUCUGAUGGAAAGCUACUACAGAAGUAGCCUUAUCACCACUUUUCUUCACUCAUUUGUUCACAGGUAUCUGUCUAGCACCUAUGUUUUCUUCUUUCUUUUGCAUACAUUUUAGGAGGAACGUAGCACAAAGAAUGCAAACUGAUGUACAUCAAGUACAUCAGUACUUGAGUUAUUGGUUGAUCUUAGUUUUUGUACAUUUGUUACAAGCCAUAGAUUGUUUUACUCCUAAUCCUGAGUGUCCUGAACUAGCUAUUUGUAAUUCCCACAGAAGUCAGCUGUAGUUACACACAUAUUUGUUUUGCAUAGCUCUUUCUCUUCUUCUUUUUUUUUUUUUGAGGAAUCGAGCUCACAACCUCACACUUGCCAGGUAGGCGCUUAUGCCGCUAAGCUAAAUUCCUAGCUCUGUCAUAAAUUCAUUUGAGAAUGAUUUUUGUUUAGAUCAGGAGCCUUCAGGAUGCUCAGACUGCUGAAUACUCUUGUGGCUGCCAGUUGACAGAAGUGCUGAGUUUUAAUUUAGGGACAUGACUCACCAAGAGGUUUCUUUUCUUUUAAUGAGAAAUACAAUCCAGGAACUUCAUAAAUGCUUUCAUAUGACUUUAAAGUUUAAUGACCUGGCUUAUAGGCAGUAUAGAAAAAAAUCUUUUAAAUUUUAUUUGGAGACAGGGUCUCAUUAUACAGUUCCGGCUGGCCUUAAACUCACUUUGUAGCCCAGGUUGGUCUUGAACUCAGUGAUCCUCCUGCCUCAGCCUCCCCAGUGCUGGGAUUACAGGUGUGCACCACCACACCCAGCAAGAAAAAUCCUGAAUAGUAUUCAAAAUGGCUGGAAAAGCUGCAGUUCUAUGGCGCAAUCCUUGAAUCUAUGUGUUUGUUUUUUUUUUUAAUACACUCUGUUGCCCACUUGGAAAACAACUUUUUUUUUUUUUGAUACAAGGUUUCACCAGGUAGUUCAGGCUGUACUUGAGCUCACUUUGUAGCUCAGGCUGGUUUUGAAUUUACAGUGACCUUCCUGCCUCAGCCUCCCAAGUGCUGGGAUUAUAGGCGUGGGCUACCACGCCGGGUUGGAAAAUCAUUUUUUAAAUAAGCAAUAUUAGGAUAUCAACAUUUUGAGUCUGGAAAACAGAGUUUUCAUUUUCAAAUUCAUUGUGGUUUUGUUUUGAGACAGGGUCUCACUAUGUAGUUCAGACUGGCCUUGAACUCACCAGGAAUCCAGGCUGGCCUCAAACUCACAGUGAUUCUCCUGCAUCAGUCUGCAGAGUGCUGGGAUUAGAGGUCUUCACUCAUACCUGGCUCAAAUUCAUAAUGUCAUUCGAGAGUCCAUGUUCUAAAUGAUGUUUAAAAGCAAAUUGUUAUUGCCUGCUUCAAUUCAUUUAUAGAUAUAGGCAAGGCUUAAUGUAGUCUGUUUGUAUAUGUACUGUUUUGUAAUGUGGACUCACUACUUAAUUGUAUAGAGUACACUUGUUUAAAAAUUGUCUGUGACAUUCUGUAUCACUAUUAUAAACAAGGAAAAUGAUAUCAUGGAAUUAAAUAUCUUCUUGAUCAUAAGAAAUUCACAGAAGUCAUGAUCAGAAACAUGUACUCUAUUCAAAUUUUAAUAAUGUAUUAAGUUUUUUAUGUAUUAACUUUUUUUUUUUAAUCGGUACCGGGGAUCGAACUCACGACUACCUGCUUGCAAGGCAGGUGCUUAUGCCGCUGAGCUAAAUUCCCAGCUAUGUAUUAACUUUUAAAAGUUCUUAAAAGUAUUGCUCAGAGAUGGGUGUGGCAGCACCCACACUCUGGGAGAGGCUGAGACAGGGCUACAGCUCCGAGUCCUGUCUGAGCAAUUGUAGUGACUUAGCAAGACCUUGUUUCAAAAUAAAAAUAUUUUUAAAAGGCUGGGAAUACAGGUCAGUGCAAAGGCACUGGGUCAGUCCCAGUAUUUCAAAAAAGAAAAAGUCUUUUCUUCAGCUAUGAAGUUAACUUAUGUAUUAUUUGUGUGCUAUACACAAGAAAUACGUUUUAUCAUGUAUCAAAAAUUGUCUGUUUUUCUGUAAUUAUAUUUGUAAUAAUAAAACUUAGCUUUUAAACAAAGUA